This is a messenger RNA of Mucor mucedo, 900 nucleotides long. RefSeq lists its product as uncharacterized. The transcript is spliced from 2 exons. The record is from RefSeq and is a predicted model, not a curated record. Gene Ontology annotation, molecular function: DNA-binding transcription factor activity. Lineage: Eukaryota; Fungi; Mucoromycota; Mucoromycetes; Mucorales; Mucoraceae. Bases 51 to 785 code for a protein of 244 amino acids. Gene Ontology annotation, biological process: negative regulation of DNA-templated transcription.
UCUUCCAUUUUGUUGUUUACGCCUAGAUAUAUACACAAAAAGAAAAAGAAAUGAGUGCAGAAGAAAUUGAGUCUUACAAGUUUCAAUUAGAACAAGUGGAACUUGCUUUAGCGUCUGAUCCCGAGAAUGAAGAGUUGACCAAGUUGCAACAUGAUUUAAAAGAAUUGAUUCAAAUGUUUGAAGCAGCUCACGCCAUGUCUCAACAAGAACAGGAACAACAACAAAAACCCGCUGUGCCUCGUUCUGUGCCCAGUACAGCAUUAAAGAACCAUGAAUUUGCAGUAGAUCAAGAAGUGAUGGCGCGUUAUUCGGGUGAUGGUCAGUUCUACAAGGCCACCAUUACAGCUAUCGGAGGUGCCGAUCAAGUCUUUUCUGUAAAAUUCAAGGGUUAUUCGGAAUCGGAAUUUGUCAAUGCCGACGACAUUAAACCCAUCACGGAUAAAAAGCGAGUCGGUAUUUUUGAGAAUGUGGAAGGAGCCAACAAUGGCAAUAAAAACAAAAAGAGAAAGGAGAGUGCAGUCACUGGUAGUAAGGACGCCAGUGUGCCUAAUGCACCCAAGAAGAAAAAGGCAGUUGAAUUUGAGAAUAAGAAGAAUGCCUGGUUAAAUUUCGCUACUGGCAGCAGCAAAAAGAAGAAGACCACACCCAUCAACAAAAAGAGCAUAUUCAAGACACCCGACAACCCUGAGGGCAAAGUCGGUGUUGUGGGAAGUGGCAAGGGAAUGACAACGUAUCAACAGCGAGGAAAGCAUAUUUAUUCUGCCUCGAGUACAGAAGAAAGUUAACGUGUGUAACGAUAAAUAAAAAUUUAAAAAGGGACUUGGUUUUUUUUUGUGGGGGGAGGGGGAAAAAAUAAAUCUCCACACACAAAUAAUUUCUUUUUUUUUUUUUUUCUCUCUC